AUGGAGGAUCCGGCCUUUGACUGGAGUUCCCUCAUAGGGGAGGACCUCCUGCUAUGCAAAUCAGCCCUGAAGGAAGAGACGAAAGAGCAGAAAGGCAUCACACAUUUGGACGACAAGCUGUGUAGCAUUCGCACAAGCCAAGCCUUGCCAAAGUCCCUCAAGCUUGUUCUCCUUUACUUUUCAGGCCGCUGGUGUCCUGUUUGCACGGAGUUCGACAAUAUCAUGCGAGAUGUGUACACGGCUCUCCAGUCUUUUCCAGAACACUCUGACAUCGAGUUUGUUUGGAUCUCGUGUGACCUCUCCGAAGACUCCUACAAAGCGCAUUUGAAACGGCUGGGAGUUCUGAGUGGGGCAACUUGGUCGCCCAAACGACUCCAGGAGGCUGCGGCACGUUGGGAUUUAAAGGCAUUGCCUUCGCUUUUGGUGAUGGAUGCCCUCGAUGGGAGGGUGGUUACUGCAAAUGCCCGGAGAGAUGUUGAGGAUGCUUACGAUGAUGAGCAACAUGGUGCGAACAAGGGCUACUUGGGCUUGCUGUUGAGAUGGCUGGAGCUUCUGGAUGAGCAGCGUGCUGCGCUUGACGAUGGCUUGCCCAUGCGCUCUGAAAGUGGAAUUCAGGGGGACACCGCCGGUCAAAGUGCUGGCAAGGGCGAAUCUAGCGAGUUUGCUUGA
This is a messenger RNA of Durusdinium trenchii, 669 nucleotides long. NCBI's taxonomy places the organism in Eukaryota, Dinophyceae, Suessiales, Symbiodiniaceae. The record is from the annotation of a GenBank genome assembly.